AUGCAUUCAUCGACAAGAAAACGUCUUGUGUCACAAUGGCCGAGAGGGCUGACCGCGGCCCCUCAUUCGCACAGCAGCAGUUCAUCGAGAAGUAUGAAGAACGAGGGACCAUAUGUGGCAAGUAUGACAGAACUCACACGAAAACAGAUUGAUCGUCUUCGCACCGUCCUUAACGAGACGGUGGAGAUUCAUGGGAAAGGAAAUUUCCCCACGAUUUCGGCUCGUCUUAUCGAUAUCAUCUCAUGUGUCAGGGACAAACUCAGGCAAGCUGGCAUGCCGCCAAAAUCGGUGAAACUCAAUGGAGGUGCAGCUUCACAUGUAGCAUCUGCUGACGAUUUCUCAUACGCUGAUCUUGAUCUCAUUUUCCCGAUGGAGGUGGAGAAUUCGGACAGUUUUGAUAAGGUUCGGGAGGCAGUAUUUGACACCAUCAUGGAUAUGAUGCCAUCCGCAAAUAAGACCAAAAUCAACGCCGACACGCUGAAAGAUGUCUACAUCGGCAAGAUGGUUAAGGUCUCUGGUGAGGACGAUCGUUGGUCGUUGUUCUCGCUACACAACGACUUUGGACGGUGUAUCGAGCUGAAAUUCGUCGACAAAAUGCGUCGGCAGUUCGAAUUUUCCGUCGAUUCGUUUCAAAUCACCCUCGAUUCACUGCUGGACGAUUUUAAUGCGCCUGAACCCAAGGUCUAUAUCGAAAGCAUGUUUGGUGAUGUACAUCAGGCGAUGUCUCAUCUGCACGAACGACUCAUCGAUACUCGCCGUCCUGAAGAGAUCCGUGGUGGUGGUCUACUUAAAUAUUGCCAUCUACUUACAAGAGGUUAUAAGGCAGCUCGACCAUCAAAAUGCCGACAACUUGAGAGGUAUUAA
Ostertagia ostertagi is the source of this 864-nucleotide messenger RNA. The record is from the annotation of a GenBank genome assembly. NCBI's taxonomy places the organism in Eukaryota, Metazoa, Nematoda, Chromadorea, Rhabditida, Trichostrongylidae.